Linum tenue is the source of this 851-nucleotide messenger RNA. Lineage: Eukaryota; Viridiplantae; Streptophyta; Magnoliopsida; Malpighiales; Linaceae. The record is from the annotation of a GenBank genome assembly.
UGACUUCAGAAUCAAAAGGGAAGCCCACAUCAUUAAACGACUGAGGUGGCAAGAUCAAUGGGGGCUUUUGUUUUUUAUGAGCAGUUGAGCACCGAUGCCAAGAAGAAAAUGUAAAAGGAAGAACUGCACAACAACAGCGAGCUCUGUCGACAGACUGAAAGCGAGAAGCGGAAGAAGACGAUGGCGUGGAGCGCGACGAUGAUCGGAGCCCUGCUGGGAGUGGGCACCCAGAUGUACUCCAAUGCUUUGAGAAAGCUACCCUAUAUGCGCCAUCCGUGGGAGCAUGUCGUCGGAAUGGGAUUGGGGGUGGUGUUCGUGAACCAGCUUGUGAAAUGGGACGAAAAGCUUCAGCAGGACCUUGACAAGAUGCUUGAGAAGGCUAAAGCUGCCAACGAGCGCCGCUACCUGGAGGGUGAUGACGAUUAGUGUUUUUGGCUUUGAUGCGCUGGAGAAUCGUUCCAGCGGUGUUUGCAUUUUCCUAAAAAUCUGGGCUUGAACCGAUGUCCCGGCAUUGCUGUGUGAUCUUUGAUAUGGUUUUUCCUUGCUCUGCUUUUGUAGUUUUAACUUUUAAGAUUGUUCAGCAGUUUUACUGAUGUUUUCCUCAAGCACAGACUCGUGAAUUUCGCUUUUUUCGGUGAAUAAUGAGAGGCAACUAUUGAUAUCUGCAAAGCUAUAUCAGACUCAUUUUCAUUCCUUUGCUCUGCUGCUGUAGUUUUAAGGCUGUUCAGCAAUCAGCAGUAUGAUUCAGUCUGAUUGUUCAAUUGCAUGCUGCAUUUCAUGUAAUAACAAAAUCCAUUGAGUGAUAUGUUGUAUCUGUGUGAUGAUUGUAGCUUGUAAAACUACAUGGGAAG